AUGGCCCAUUGGUUCGUCGCCGUGACGCUGGCUUUGCUGCCCUCAGUGGCAGUGGGUGGUGCCUGUACACCGCCGGAGAGCUGCCCCAAGCUGUCCGAUGGCCUCUACUGCCCUGUCAACGACGUGACGGAGCACGGAGCCGCCUGGUUGGGGUUAGGAGCGCGGCAACGGCGGGAGCCGCGCAACGGCGACAUCAAUCGGGACGUGAAGCUCAUCAGCCAGCUCUUGAAGGAUGACAACUAUGCGGAAGCCUUGGCGGUCUACACCAGUGGCAACUUUUCCUCCAAGGGCAUCUGGGCUGCAAGAAUGAGGUGUGGGCCGCAGGAGCCCUUGAUUCUCUUACAACUGGCUGCAGCAGCGCCAGGCCGCUAG
Durusdinium trenchii is the source of this 372-nucleotide messenger RNA. NCBI's taxonomy places the organism in Eukaryota, Dinophyceae, Suessiales, Symbiodiniaceae. The record is from the annotation of a GenBank genome assembly.